CGCCAGUUUCGGAUAUUUUUUGCUUUUACUUUGAGCUUGUUGGAGUUCGUUGAAAAUGCCUGCUAGAAGAGCUCUUCACAUGGAUGGCGGCAAACGUGGUACACCUUCCAAAAUACCAGCACAUGACACAGACUACUCUCCCCGAACUGGCACUGCAAUUCUUGAAACAGAAACAGGUCAUGCCAUGGCGACCACUCAAAUUCAACAAAUCCCAUUGACAGAUUUUGAAAAAUGGCAGUCCCUGAGAUUCAAAUUGGAAAGCUCACUCAAGUCAUUCUUCAAGGCCAGGCAAGAGCUAGAGGAAAUAGUCUCAGCAGAGAGCAGCAGUGAGCUGAGGAGUUUCUUCACCAGAGGUUCUGCUGACUUCAGAACUGAACUGAAGAGGCACAGUGAGCUGAUAUCCAGAGCAGAGUCCUGUUUAAAAAGAAACUAUGUCUGCCAGAACUCCAGUCAAGAAGACUUGAGGAAGGGCAGCUCCUAUGAGUUUCUUAAAUCCAUUGUGGGAUGAGCACUGUGCGCAUGUUCCCCGGGAGAUGAGGCGGGUGAUGAAUGUGGAAUCUGCGCUGUUGGUUGAGAGGCAGAGAUGUCUCUGAAGCCGUCACUCAUCGGGGAUCGUGUCAGAAGCUGUGAGAACAAAGCCCCAGACACGUUUAUGUUCGGCCGUCGUCUACCUUGGUGGAGCCUCUGCCUGACUGCUGACAAAUGUUGAUUCUACAAUAACCGGCAUGCAGCUUCACUGUAAAAAUAAUGUCCUUUCAGAAGGCAACCUUCAUCCCCAUUAGGACUGAUACUAUGCAAUCUUUCCCACCUGGGCAAUUCACACCUUUUAUAACCCCAAAAAACAGGAGAGGGUGUGAGAAUCACAUAGACAAAUGCACUUGCAGUCUCACACGGGUACACACACACACACACCACUCGGUAGUCUCUUUAUUUGGCAGUGCCUGGGAAGGCCGAGGCCUGUCACUGCCCGAGUCGACCCGGGCAACAGCUGGUGUUCACAGCAACAUUUCCUAUUUCUGCUCAAGGCAGAUCGUGUAACUCUCACUUUAUCGCCCUUAGAGGCCACGUGAAGGACAAAGCCAACACACCCAUAAACAAAACUAAUGUUUUCAUACAGGCCUCUGAAGAGAUUGGGAGAAGGGCCACUGGUGUUCUCAUGUCCGCUUCUGAUCCUUUGCUACUGCACCCUCGGCUGUACAAACUAUGAUUGCACAAAACUAGCUCCCAUUAAUUAUACCUAUUAAGAUCCCACAUGUAAUGUUUUAAUAAUCUUGGGUUCAAAGAUGAGAAUCGAGUCUUAGGCAAAACAAAAGGUUUAACUGUCCCUGACCAACAGGGAUGCUCUUUUCACUCUCCCUUCACUGCUUACAUACUGUUACCUGGCUGUCUGCUCACUGAACUACUCAUCUCCAAGAAGGCCAAUCCUCAUCUGCUUAAGCAGAACUAUCUAUGCUUGCACCAAAGUAUUGCGUCACCCACAUUCUUUUACAAAGGUAUGUUGUUUUGAAAUUAUGACUUUUAUAUGUUAGUUUGCCACUACAUAUCGUCUGUUUCAAAACCCUUGCAACUGUGCAACUUGUUGCCCCUAUUGAUAUUGCCCUUUGCAGCUUGAGGUAUGGCAAGAUGUUAUCAGAUGCUCAAGGGUUUUAACUCUUGCCUUUUAAAAAAAAAAAAGUUGCAAUUUAGGUUAGUUUUGUUUGGAUGUUCAUUUUACACCAUUUGCUGGGAUUUUUAGUUUUAUCGUCUGUUCAGUGGGUAAUUUUCUCUACUUUCACAAGCAACAACCUACAGAAUUGAUUUGACAGGGUGUCCAAGCAAAUUGAUAACAAGGAGGAGGGCACAACCUUUAACCCGGCCCCCAAAUCGACAGCUCAUGCUCAUUUCCCAGUGUAGCGACUGAAGCCUCAGAUCUCGGUUGCCCUCAAGCAGAGGGCCGGGCCCACUGCCCCACUUCCUCAGGCAGCCCUCGCUGACCUGAUAACAUUUAUUGUUGUAAUGGAUUUUUUUAAUGCCUGUCAUUAACUUGUAGGGAGAGGAGGGGGGGAGAUUUCUUGUACCUUUUUUUUUUUCCUCUGUGGUAUUUCAACUUUAUGGGAUUAUAUUCUGGUGCGUCACCUUCCAUCAUCUCUUUUUA
Messenger RNA from Lampris incognitus (smalleye Pacific opah), 2134 nucleotides. RefSeq names its product integrin subunit beta 3 binding protein (gene itgb3bp). The transcript is spliced from 9 exons. The record is from RefSeq and is a predicted model, not a curated record. The coding region runs from base 56 to 508 and encodes 150 amino acids. Lineage: Eukaryota; Metazoa; Chordata; Actinopteri; Lampriformes; Lampridae.